CCCGUUGCCGCCGUUGCCGCCGCCGCCGCCGCCGCCGCCGCCCGCGCCCCCGCUCCGGUCUGUGGUGCAGCGGGGACCCAGCACCAUGUCGCUGUCGCGCUCGGAGGAGAUGCACCGGCUGACGGAAAACGUGUACAAGACCAUCAUGGAGCAGUUCAACCCCAACCUGCGGAACUUCAUCGCCACGGGGAAGAACUACGAGAAAGCCCUGGCAGGGGUGACGUUUGCUGCCAAAGGCUACUUCGACGCCCUUGUGAAGAUGGGGGAGCUGGCCAGCGAGAGCCAGGGCUCCAAGGAACUCGGAGACGUCCUAUUCCAGAUGGCCGAGGUGCACAGGCAGAUCCAGAACCAGCUGGAAGAGAUGCUCAAGUCCUUCCACAGCGAGCUGCUCACGCAGCUGGAGCAGAAAGUGGAGCUGGACUCCAGGUACCUGAGUGCCGCGCUGAAGAAGUACCAGACGGAGCAGAGGAGCAAAGGGGACGCCCUGGACAAGUGCCAGGCGGAGCUGAAGAAGCUGCGCAAGAAGAGCCAGGGCAGCAAGAACCCCCAGAAGUACUCGGACAAGGAGCUGCAGUACAUCGAUGCCAUCAGCAACAAGCAGGGUGAGCUGGAGAGCUACGUGUCAGACGGCUACAAGACGGCGCUCACCGAGGAGCGCAGGCGGUUCUGCUUCCUGGUGGAGAAGCAGUGCGCCGUGGCCAAGAACUCGGCCGCCUACCACUCCAAGGGCAAGGAGCUGCUGGCGCAGAAGCUCCCGCUGUGGCAGCAGGCCUGCGCCGACCCCAACAAGAUCCCCGAACGCGCCGCGCAGCUCAUGCAGCAGAUGGCCAGCAGCAACGGCGCCGUGCUCCCCAGCGCCCUGUCGGCCUCCAAGUCCAACCUGGUCAUCUCGGACCCCAUCCCGGGCGCCAAGCCCCUGCCGGUGCCCCCCGAGCUGGCCCCGUUUGUGGGGAGGAUGUCGGCCCAGGAGAACGCGCCCAUCAUGAACGGAGUCUCGGGCCCGGACGGCGAGGACUACAACCCCUGGGCUGACCGCAAGGCUGCCCAGCCCAAAUCUCUGUCCCCCCCGCAGUCACAGAGCAAGCUGAGCGACUCCUACUCCAACACCCUCCCAGUGCGCAAGAGCGUCACCCCCAGAAACAGCUACGCCACCACUGAGAACAAGACUUUGCCUCGCUCCAGCUCCAUGGCCGCCGGCCUGGAGCGCAACGGCCGCACGCGGGUGAAGGCCAUCUUCUCCCACGCGGCCGGUGACAACAGCACCCUGCUGAGCUUCAAGGAGGGCGACCUCAUCACCCUGCUGGUGCCCGAGGCGCGCGACGGCUGGCACUACGGCGAGAGCGAGAAGACCAAGAUGCGGGGCUGGUUUCCCUUCUCCUACACGCGGGUUCUGGACAGCGACGGCAGUGACAGGCUGCACAUGAGCCUGCAGCAAGGCAAGAGCAGCAGCACCGGCAACCUCCUGGACAAGGAGGACCUGGCCCUCCCGCCCCCUGACUACGGCACCUCCUCCAGGGCCUUCCCCGGCCAGGCAGCCAGCACCUUCAAGCAGAGGCCCUACAGCGUGGCCGUGCCUGCCUUCUCCCAGGGCCUGGACGACUACGGGGCUCGGUCUGUGAGCAGGAACCCCUUCGCCAGUGUCCAGCUGAAGCCGACCGUGACCAACGACAGGUCUGCCCCGGUCCUCAGCUGACGGCUGCGUCGGCGUCACUACGGCCACUCCCACCGCAGCCCCCAGGCCCCGCCCCCGCGUGAAGGCUGACCUGGGACGGCCUGCGGUGGAUGGCACGGGGGGUGACGGGAGAAUGAACAGUGCCCACCUGUGCACAGGUGCGAGCCGUCUGCCUGGGCCGCGGGGCCUGCACCUGCUGGAGGAGUUCAUCCCCGCCUGCUGCGUCCUGGGUGCCCGGCCGCGGCCCCUCCUGCCUUCGUGUGCGGCACUUCCCUGUCCCUCUGGCCCCUGGCCCUGUCUCUGGGAUGGCCACUCGCUGAUACAGGGCCUUCCGCUGUCAGACAGGCAGCACCCCAGUGCCCUCGACACGGGAGCCAGGAGCUGGGCGUGGACCCGGGGCCCCACGCAGGGGGCGGGGCUCAACUUCCCGAGCUGUCACCACCGUCUCCCAGGGCGCAUUAGCAGGGAGCUGGAAUUGGAGCCGAGCUGGGGACCGAGCCCAGGGACACAGGUGUCCCCGGUCGUCUAACCACUAGGCCAAAUGCCCACCUGUAAAGUACGGAACACAGAGGAGGCGGCUGCAGGGAGAGAGCUGUCCACUUGGUUUCCUCCCCAAAUGACCACAACAGCUGGACUGGUCCAGGCCGAAGCCAGGAGCCUGGAGCUCCAUCCAGGUCUCCCAUGUGGGUGACAGGGGCGCAAGUCCUUGGGCCAUGGCUGCUGCCUCCCAGCUGGACUCGAACCCGCGCUCCGACACGGGGCGCUGGCGUUGCGGGUGGCAGCGUAGCGCACUGCCCCACUGCACGGGCCCCGCAACCCCGGAUUCGGUCACGAGACGCACACUGCUGUGCCAGUGUGGCCUUUGCUGGCGCGGGGUCUGCACCUGCUCGGGGGGGCUCUGGGGCAUCCGGGGGCCGGGGGUCAGGUGGGCACAGAACGCGAGCUGGGCGCUGGCUUCAGCCGUGGUGGGGUGCACAGGACUCUGAGAGGGACAGGCGCAGCCCCUGGAAGGCAAGGGCGGGGCUGGCGGGAGUGGGGGCCACCCUCUCGGCCCCUCCAGCAGGGCCGCUGGGGACAGGGACCCAGGCACUGCCUGCUCCACAGGGCACUGGGGACAGUGAAGACGGGGUUACUGCCCCCAAGCUCCCCACCCCAGCUUCAUCGGAAGACCCCAAAGGAAACCACGUUGAGCACAAGGGCUUUCUUAGCUUGACUUCUCUUAAAAAAAAAAAAAAUGGAACAAGAGAACCAAUGCAUCAGCAUCCUAAACCUCAAACCAAUUAAAAAAAAAAAAAAAGAACCCCGCCCCAAAGCAACAAUAAAGGACGUUUCUUUGGCAACAGUAA
This is a messenger RNA of Lepus europaeus (European hare), 3018 nucleotides long. It is a transcript of the gene BAIAP2, whose product is annotated as BAR/IMD domain containing adaptor protein 2. The transcript has 14 exons. Gene Ontology annotation, biological process: actin filament bundle assembly; positive regulation of actin filament polymerization; actin crosslink formation. Gene Ontology annotation, cellular component: nucleoplasm; cytosol. Lineage: Eukaryota; Metazoa; Chordata; Mammalia; Lagomorpha; Leporidae. Bases 86 to 1693 code for a protein of 535 amino acids. The record is from RefSeq and is a predicted model, not a curated record. Gene Ontology annotation, molecular function: cytoskeletal adaptor activity; protein binding.